AUGGGGAAUUCGCUAACGAAGGAGCAACAACUAAAUCUCGAAGUAUUACCGAGAAUUUUAAAGUUUCAGAAUAGACCUGUGUCUCCCUCAGCAUCAGCUACUUUUCUUAAAUGGAUAAGCGAAAACGUGCCUGAGUUUCCGGUAACUGAGUUUCCUUUUGAAGAGGAGCUUUGGGACAAAAUUGGCACAGAACUCUGGGAUGCUGCAACUACUGCAGAUAAAACAGCUGCUGAACUUUUACCUGUUUGGUGCCAAAUAUCGGAAGCUCUCAAACAAAUUCGACAAGAAAGGGCAAAUUCUUCCGACUGUUCCCCAUCACCUUCCCCCCCAGCCGCGGCGGUGCUUGUCGCUGCAGGAAGCAAACCCUGCUCGGACCCGAUUCGCGAUCUCCCCACCCUUGGCCGGGGAGAAGGAAAAUCGCAGCCCCCGGAGAGCGCCGCCGCCGCCGCCUCGAGGUGCCCGCAGCCCCGCGGCCACAUUCCGCUCCAGACCGUCCCUGCCGAGCUGCCGCCCCCCGCAGCCCCCCCGUCCCUCUCCGUGCCGCUGCCUCCCUCCACACUCCCCCCUCCGCCGCUUGCAGUACUGCUGCCGCUUUCCGCCCCCCCCACGUCGCUUGCAGCUCCGCUUCUGCCGCACGCGUGUGAUUUAGUUAAAGACAAGGAUGGAGUGGAGCCAGAGGAUCUUUUCAAACCUGGUGCGGUAGAUCCGGAGGAUGAACCGAACUUUUUCCCUCCUGACGAUAAUUUGAAGAGGACGGGAAGGAAAAAAAAUGUUGCUUCUACAGCCUACUACGGCUCUUUAGAGCACUGCAGAAAAGAAGCAUUAUCACGGGGCGAUGUUGAUAUGUUGAAAACCUUUUCUGUGAUGUAUCCUGCAAAUCAGCCCCCCCGACGGGAAUCCCUUCCCUAUUGGGUGGUGAAGGAGCUAAGGAAGUCAGUGAGAGAUUAUGGAAUUCAGUCCUCCUUUACGUAUGAUCUUUUGCUUGCAAUUGGUGACAGUUAUAUUAUGACUCCUCGUGACUGGAAAGUUUUGUUACAAACAGUCCUGUCUCCCAUUCAAUACACCGUGUUUAUGACUGAAUACCGAGAUCAGGCUACCAUCCAGGCUAUGAAUAAUUUGACUAACUUAAAUCAUAUUGGCAUGGAGGAACUCAUGGGGGAGGGGGUCUGGGCAACACCUCAGGCCCAGGCACAGAUGGACAGGCAAUGCCUUGAACAAGUUAAGACUUUGGUGUUGCAUGCUAUCCGUCGGAUACCUGAUACUAAUUCGUCUAAUGCCUCAUUUAUAUCAAUUAAGCAGGGGGCUGCCGAGCCCUACAUUAAAUUUCUUGACCAUUUACAAAAUACACUAGAGAGACAAGUGGAAAAUCAAGCUGCCCGGGAUGUUUUGCUUAAGCAAUUAGCAGUAGAAAAUGCAAAUACGGAUUGUCAGAAGGUUUUACAAUCAUUAAAGAAUGCAGAUCCAUCCAUUACUGACAUGAUUAAAGCCUGUCAAGAUGUAGCCAUGGAAAGUCAUAAAGUGGCCUUGCUAGCAGACAUGCUGGCAGCCCUACUUGAUGCAGGGACAGCUCAAAGAAUGAAGUGUUACAAUUGUGGGCAACUUGGUCAUAUACAAAGGGACUGUAAAAAGCCUAAGCAAACAAAUAAAAAUGCUCGUGUUGUUCCAACUCAACCCUGUCCCCGGUGUGGGAAGGGGCUACACUGGGCAAGACAAUGCAGAUCUAAACUCCCUGUUGCUGCACAGCCGUGUGAUCUGCUGGGAAACGGGAAGAAGAGCACAAGACUGCACGCUAUGACAACAAAUAUGGUCCUGAAUCAGUCAGCCACUGCCUGGCCAGCUCACUCAGACCAGCCACCACCGGCAACACAGGAGUGGAUUUGGCCACCAUCCAGUCAGUGA
Molecule: messenger RNA, 1899 nt
Organism: Coturnix japonica (Japanese quail)
Lineage: Eukaryota; Metazoa; Chordata; Aves; Galliformes; Phasianidae
Source: RefSeq, a predicted model, not a curated record